ACUCUCCCACGCUGACUGGCAGCUGGGUGCCUGUUCGCUGCCUCUGGGCGUCUGAACCGGCUGGUUUCCUGAUCCUAGGCCGAUCCCUCGUCCGUGGCUCAUGAUCUUCGUCCGUCCCCAUACCCUCCGCCGUCUCCGUAGGCCUCGUCACUGUGGGGAAGUCCAUCCGGCGUCCAGCAUCAUCAACUGGGCGAUUCGCCGAUGGGUCCUCCCCGUUCCCAUCAUCCCUCUUCCUCUUCCUUCUUCUUCUUCUUAUUCUCCUUCCUCUCUGCCACCUGUACCCUCCGCUUUCUCUCCGUCUUCCUCCUGCUCGCCCUCUCGCCCCUCGCCUCUGCAGUAACCACGGCCGGCUGGACCGUGCGGCCGUCUAAUAACUCGGCGGAUCUGUCGUGGACUGGGGGUCUCCGGUUCCAGCUCAACAGCACCCAGGUGCAAUUGCCCGCAACUGUCCGACUUGCUCCUUUGACCCAGGACUUGGUCGAUCUCAAUCAGGCGGAACUUGCGGCAUACCUGGUGACCGGUAGUCUGGUGGAUGUGGACGCCACCAACUCGCUGUCACUGAACAGUAAAGAGAUCGCCGUGAUCAGCUGCGAUCCAUCUGCGUAUCCCGGGAAUUUAGAUGCGAGUUCGACUGUGGGCAACGUUCUCACCGCGCAGCAGCAGGCAGUGGCCGUGAUCUUGUACAGUGGGACGUCGCUGCUCUGCAACUAUACCACGGAUGAACCGUCGGCCAAUCGCUACAUCAACGUCUUCACCCUGCUGAAUCCGACUCUGGAUCGCCGAGUCCAGACCCAACUCAGUGCGCCAGGCAACGGAUCGACUACCAUCGGCACCAACAUGUCGUACAUCGGACCCACCGGGUCGACCUCGGACACGUCGUCCGGGUCGGGCGAUAGCCCGAAUACCGCGAUGAUCAUCCUGUACAGUAUCACGGGGAUUAUCACGGCGCUAUUCCUCGCCAUCAUCAUCACCGGUGCGGUGCGCGCCCACCGCCAUCCGGAGCGAUAUGGGCCGCGGUAUACGGCGGGACGACCGCGACAAAGUCGAGCGCGAGGGAUAGCGCGCGCCAUGUUAGAUACGAUCCCGAUCGUCAAAUUCGGGGACACGCACGAGGGCAAGCCGGAGGGCGCCAAGGGGGAUGUGGAGAUGGGGGCGGGGGUGGAGGCGCCGCCCACCGAGGUGACAGAGAACCGAGACGCCACGGCGGCGGAGGCGUUUGUCACCUCCCCUCAGCCACCACCCGAAUCCCAACCCACGACGGAAUCGAUGGCGGAGAAACGAUCCGAUGCCCCUGAGGCCGAGACGACGACGGACCACCCCAACUUCUCGUGUCCCAUCUGCACGGACGACUUCGUCAAGGGUCAGGAUCUCCGCGUGCUGCCGUGCAACCAUCAAUUCCAUCCGGAGUGUAUCGAUCCCUGGUUGGUGAAUGUGUCAGGCACCUGUCCUCUCUGCCGGAUCGACCUCAAUCCCCCACAGCGAGAAGGCGAAGACGAGCACGACCUGGGCGACGGUCACCCCGAGACGUCGCCAGAGGGCCCGGCAGAGCCAGGUGCGGAGAGUGGUCAUCCUCGUCACCGGCGCCUCAGCAACUACCUCCACGGCACGCUGAAUGCGCGGCGCAUGCGCGAUGCCAGCGUCGAGGAGCGACUGGCGGCGCUGCGGAGCGUCCGGGAGGAGGCCAACCGGGAGGAACCGACCGACGAGUCGGACGAGCGACUCCGCCGCCGCAGUCGACUGACGACGCGACUGCGCGAGCGGUUCCGGGUGCGCACGCGGGCCCACGGCGACGAGACCGAGGCGUCGUCGUCCGAGGCCCCGCCGGCAUGAGGAUUUGCCUUUGGUUCUUGUCUAUAUUCUUUCAAUCUACGUGCAUACGGCGUGGAUGAUGUGCUAUAUUGAUGAUGGGUAUAUAUGACGAUAUAUGCAUGGCCGGGCUGGCCGCCGGCCGAGUGGACAUUCCUCUCCUGCUUGUUUGGG
Molecule: messenger RNA, 1980 nt
Organism: Aspergillus ibericus CBS 121593
Lineage: Eukaryota; Fungi; Ascomycota; Eurotiomycetes; Eurotiales; Aspergillaceae
Product: RING-H2 finger protein
Exons: 4
Coding region: 202-1830 (542 amino acids)
Source: RefSeq, a predicted model, not a curated record